CUGCUUCUCGAAGUUGAGAUAUCCUGCAUUCGCCAAUCAAGCAUCAUGUCUGGUCGUGGCAAGGGUGGCAAAGUCAAGGGAAAGGCAAAGUCUCGCUCUAAUAGAGCGGGAUUACAGUUUCCCGUUGGACGUAUUCAUCGUCUGUUGAGGAAAGGAAAUUACGCCGAGCGUGUCGGUGCUGGUGCUCCGGUUUACCUGGCUGCGGUUAUGGAAUAUCUUGCUGCUGAAGUUUUGGAGUUGGCUGGAAACGCGGCCCGUGAUAACAAGAAGACGAGAAUCAUCCCUCGUCAUUUGCAACUUGCCAUCCGCAAUGACGAAGAAUUGAACAAACUGUUAUCCGGUGUAACCAUCGCUCAAGGUGGCGUAUUGCCUAACAUCCAAGCUGUGCUGCUGCCCAAGAAGACGGAAAAGAAAGCUUAAAUCAUGAUCUGACAUCCAUCAUCCAAAUGGCCCUUUUCAGGGCCACAAAAUUUUACGACUGGAAUAAUCUCGUUUAGCAUAACAUUUUAUUUUCACAAAGUUUAAAUAUAUCCAAGCUCCCUUUCAUUACACAUUUUGAUCAUAUUAAGCUGACAUGUUUCAUUAUAUGAUAUAAAUAUUUACACAUUAGUACAUAAAAUUUUAACUGACGAUAACGAAAUAUGUAGUUUAAAAAUAUUUAAUUAUCGUAUCAAUACUUCCAUUAAAUACAAACUACAGAAAAAUAACUUAGCGAUGAAUCACAAUAUUUCUAUCGUCUAGUAAACAUUUUUGACAAUUAGUAAUUCUAUGUAUAUUUAUCAGUAGGCGCAUACUAUAAUACAGGAUUUAUUUAUGCGUCAAA
Nylanderia fulva is the source of this 823-nucleotide messenger RNA. Its product is annotated as histone H2A. Gene Ontology annotation, cellular component: nucleosome. The record is from RefSeq and is a predicted model, not a curated record. Lineage: Eukaryota; Metazoa; Arthropoda; Insecta; Hymenoptera; Formicidae. Gene Ontology annotation, molecular function: DNA binding; protein heterodimerization activity; structural constituent of chromatin.